GCCAUUGUGCAACCAACAUGUGGAAGAAUGAUAGGCUUUACCUCUGGCCCAGAAAACCCUCAUGGAGUGUUGCCGGUCCUGGAUGGCAGCAGAUGUGCAAUUGGCAUGUGGUUCACCCAUGACAAACGCUACAGGGAGCUGGAACGUAAAUUAGCCGAAACUCUUUUGGAAAGAAUUAAAGACAAAAAUAUAUAAAGACAAGAUUCUAAUGUGGGACCAAAAAAUUAUUGUACUGUACUUAAUGUGUAUUGUAUUUGAUAUCACUCAGUGAUGGGGUUAUUUUCUUUCUGUGAAAAAUACUCAGUUUACUUGUGAGACUAUAUCUGGUGCUGGAUAUCACAUUCAAGGAGAGACUCUUCUUGCCCAACUUGAUGACACCUGUGUAGCCACUAGCCUACUGUAACGGGGUGACAUUAACAGUCUUAUCACCUGCAGUGGCAAAUGUUGAGUGUAUCUUUGUGUUGAACUAGCUGCUUCGAAACCCAAUGCCUGUAUUGGACUAUAAGCUUAUUUUAGAGUAUUCUUAACAGGGCCAAACAAAUGUUGUUUGGUCAGAAAGAAACAUUACACUCAAUGAGAUAUUGAAUAUUUUUAUAAUAAAUUAGUUUGCAAAUUGUCUUACCAAUGUACUCGAAAGAUUGUGUAUUUUUAUGAAGCAGUACUAUGUAUGUAAUGUUCCCUCGUACCUACCAGUAUAUAGGGUGGAGACUAAAUUUUAACACUGAAACAUAAUAAUUUCAGAAUCAUACAAUCACAAUACUGUACAUUUGUGUGUGAAGAAAAUCAAAGAUGAAACAAACCUUGAAUUACUAGAUCCAUACGAAGAGAAAAAACUUUGAAGGCUUUACUUAUUUUUACAAAUUUCUCUUUCAAGUCUUCAGCCUAUUAACCACUUCCAAAAUUAUUUACUUUUUCUCUUUGGCUUAUAGGUUUCUUCUGGAUAACAUCUCAUAGAGGUGUUGUUGGCAAAUGACUCCUAUAUAUAGAGUGAUUUAGGAGUCUGGACACGGGACAAGGAAAACAAGGAACGUAUAGUAUUGGGUUAAAGAGUCCAGGAGAGCUGAUAUGUGAUGAGUAGCAGCUGAGGACAUCUUGGUAAGAGUGCCAUGGAGGCCAUGGAGGAGUAAGAGUGGGGAAGAACAAACAAGUGGAAGGAAGAAAAUAGUAAAGGCAGCGCACGCACGCAUGCACACACACACACAUGCACAUGCACACACACACUGACAUUAGUGAGAAGCCAUGAAUGAUGUGUGUGCUGAAGAAGUGUUUGUUGUAUACUGGAAUCUGGAAUACAUUAUUAAGGUUGUGACAUAUGUUGUGUAUUUGUUUAAGGACAUAUUGUUGCAUGAUGUAUUUGUGUAAAAAAAAAAAAAAACCUGAUUCUAUGCUUAAAUUGAUAUGAAUGUGUGUACUGUACUGUAUUACUUAAUUGUAAUACAGUACAGUAUUAUAAUAAAAAGUCUUCAUAUGAUGAUAUGGAGUUAAAGUUAAUAAUUAUUGAAAGAAUUAGGUAGUACAAGUAUAUUAGGGAAUCUUGAGCAACAGGUGUCUACAUGGUUAAUUUGGGGAUGAAGGUGAGGGAGACAGGAGGUCAGGACAGGUGUUUAGUGACAUUGAGGGUUAGUACACAAAGAAAGCAGGUUAUCCGUUUCCCAAUUUCCAGCGCCUACCAGACACGAGGACGCAGGUAUAUGUAGGAGGUUAACUUUUAAGCAUUUAAACUAUAGGAUAUAAAUAUGUUAUUUGGUGACUUAACAGUUUAGUUUUUUUGUUCAAAUUAAUAGAUGUUAUACUUUCUAUUGAAUAUUAGAACAUUUUAUUGUUAUAUUAUUGGUAAACACGUAAUGACUAGUGGAAAACAUAACAGUACUGUACUGUAUACGGCUGUUAAUAUUUAUAUCAUGUGAAUAAUAUAUACGAUUACGUACAAAUAAUUCACCGAUGUAUUAGUUGUAGUCAUAAUUUUCUGUUAAUUAGUGAAUGAAGGAAGUCCAUUUGUGUUAGAUAUUAUAUACCGAUACCUGUACAGUAUACUUAAAUAGAAUGUGUUAGACUAAGUUUAUCUGCACACCACAUACAGCUCCAGACAUGUCUGUAUACAAGAGUUAAGACAGGCAGGAAUCAAACACUAAACCCACCAUUGUCUGUGAAUUGUACAAGUGUUCAAAACAGACACUUGUUACAUAGGAACUAAAUUCCCUUAUACUGAAGAGAGUACAGUACAGUAUUGUAAUAUUAUUUAAUGCAAAGAAUUAAUCAUAGGAGUUAGUAUCUCUUGUUUCAUUCACAUAAACUGAAGAUAAUGUUCUCCUAGUCAGUAAAAUAAAGACAUAUCACUGCCAAUUAAUUGGUUCCACUGUAUUACAUGUUUACCUGUGCACACUUAACCCUUAUUUUCUCCUAGUCAUAAUUUAAAAGACAUUAUAGCUAUGGUCAAGCUUUUUAAAUCUUUAUUACCUAAAGAUUAGCCCCUAGCUUAUUUUGCCUCAAGAUUAAUCACCCUAACACUAACCUAACCUACCCAAAUCUAACCAAAACUAACCUAACCAGCCCAAAACUAACCCAACAUUACAUAAUGCUAAUGUAAUCUAAUAUAACAAUAACAUAACCUACCAUAAUUUAACAAAACUUAAAAUAAUCUAACCCAAUCUAACUUAACUUACCCUAACCUAUCAUAAUCUAAUACAAUAUAACCUAACUUACCCUACCUUGCAUUAACCAUACACCCCCCCCCCCUCCGAUAGCAUUAAGGUAUUUAAUCAUCAGGUGAAAUAAGCUGCUGGUGAAGCUAGUUGUCAUGUGGUCCAAUCUUCUAAUGUGGUCAGUGAAAGUAAUGUUUUGGAAAAAAAUAUAAAAUGAGUUAGUGUUUUGUUCUGUUUCUAUGGUAAGGUGAUGAAGGUUUGUGUAGAUGUAUUUGCUGGUUUACAGGUUCAUUUUUUGGUGAAAUGUUGCUUGAUGCUUCAUGUAUUUUUUAUUUUUUUGGUGUGGUAAGGUUGUUAGCUGUUGGUACCACGCUCAUUAUGUUAAUAUUCACCUGCUGUAGAAAUAUUAUGUUCUCAGGCUGUCAGUAUUUUUAUAGUGAUUGUUUAUGGUAUUUAAUCAUGUUGCUUUACUGUUAAUAAUUCAAAUAACUUCACUGUAAAGUUAAUAAGUCAAGAAAUUUGAAUGUUACUCAAUUAAUAUAACUUUACUGUAAUGUUAUUCAGUUGUUACUUUACUGUAAUGUUAUUCAGUUGAGUUACUUUAAUGUUUUUCAGUUGAGUUACUGUAAUGUUAUUCAGUUGAGUUACUUUACUGUAAUGUUUUUCAGUUGAGUUACUUUAAUGUUUUCAGUUGAGUUACUUUAAUGUUAUUCAGUUGUUACUUUACUGUGAUGUUAUUCAGUUGAGUUACUUUACUGUUAUGUUAUUCAGUUGAGUUACUUUACUGUAAUGUUAUUCAAUCAAGUAUAGGGUUGCCAGGCAUCCUCAUAUAUAGUCCGGGACUGUCCCGUAUUUCAUUGCCCUGUCUCAGAGAGGUGUGUCGCCAGUGUUGUGAUGCUAUUGUCCUGUAUUUGAGUGAUCCUGGUAAAUUGACUUGAAAAAAAAAAAAAAAAAAAUCUACUUUUGCCACUGCAGCCACUCCUGUAUUAGAUGUUGUUUUGGUCAGCCAAUCACAACUCGGUAACUUCUGCAUAUAUUGUCAGGUCAGGUGUGGGGGGCCUGGGGUGGGGAACAGUCAGUGACGAUACAAAGGGCAGGGGGCAUUAGAGGGGUGUGAGACCUCUUCAAUAAUUAUGCUUGUGGAUACAACUGUACAGAGUACAGGUACAGAACUAAAAAAUCAUAAGGAAAAUUAUGUAAGUAAAUGUGGACAGAAUCCUGAAGAUUACAUACAGUAUAUGGUACCCACAUCAGUGAAAGGCCUAUGCCUAGUGAGUGACUAUACUAAUAGUGUCUGAAUUCGGUUCUUUACUUAUACUUUAUCCUCUUCGCGGCUUGUUAGCUGCUUGUACGGUCUGUCACAUCUCUGCUACGUGCUGUUAGUAUAAGUACAUGUACUGGAUUCAGAAUGUAUCGGAAACUGUGCCAGUGUUGAUCAAGUUUGGUCUUAAAUAUGUUCACACUCACUUCUGUCACAACACACACUGGCAAUAUAUCAAAAAAGUUUGCCCUGGCAAUUUUCUGAAUUUGUGGUCUCUCUAACCUGAGGCAGUGACCUCUUAUGGGGUGGGCAUCCGCUAGUUCCAGGUAUGAACGUUCGACUGAAUAAUGCCCUUUUAUGUGCUAAUAAACCAUUAAGUCACCCCUUGCCCGUCUAGAGUGAAGCUAUGCAACUGCAGGCUUUCUAAUCUCUUUGGGUACCUGAGGUGCCAGAGUGCAGCACCUGGGUGAGGCUUUCCUUUGGACAUUCUCAAAUUAACUGAGUGUCUAGCAAAUCACGGGGACCAGAUGGGAUGACAGAACUCCAAAUGGUGAAGCACCUGCACCUCAAUCUUAAAGAGAGCUAUGUUUUUGUGCUGGUAUAGUGUUGACCUUUCAAUAAUUAUGGAACAAAAUUGUACAGUACAUGCCAAUACUGUACUGCAUCUUUGUGGAAAUAUAACCUUAUUAACAAAUGUUUCCUUGCCAAAAUGUCAAUGGGGUUAGUCUACUGUACAGGGCCAAAUUUAACUUGAGUACCGGGGGUAUGACGUACGUAUAGCUGUUUUAGUAUCUUUUUUUUUUUUAAAUUCUCCAAAUACAAGUACAGUAAACAAUUAUUUGUUCACCUUUCUCCCCCCAACAAAAAACAUUAAGAAAAGAAACGUGUUUUGUAUUUUGAAUUCGAAAAUCUGGCAACCCUAGUCAAGUAACUACUGUAAUGUGAUUUCAAAUAAAGCUUGAAUUGG
Molecule: messenger RNA, 4870 nt
Organism: Homarus americanus (American lobster)
Lineage: Eukaryota; Metazoa; Arthropoda; Malacostraca; Decapoda; Nephropidae
Product: prolyl 3-hydroxylase 2-like
Biological process (GO): collagen metabolic process
Molecular function (GO): L-ascorbic acid binding; iron ion binding; oxidoreductase activity, acting on paired donors, with incorporation or reduction of molecular oxygen
Source: RefSeq, a predicted model, not a curated record